Molecule: messenger RNA, 3570 nt
Organism: Galeopterus variegatus (Sunda flying lemur)
Lineage: Eukaryota; Metazoa; Chordata; Mammalia; Dermoptera; Cynocephalidae
Gene: TRAF3IP2
Product: TRAF3 interacting protein 2
Exons: 9
Coding region: 1717-3390 (557 amino acids)
Biological process (GO): humoral immune response; positive regulation of canonical NF-kappaB signal transduction
Source: RefSeq, a predicted model, not a curated record
AUUUUUAAAUAAUAAAAAGAAAUAUUUAUGUUUUUUGGUAGGUUCUUAUUCAUUUUAAUUAGGUCUAAUCAAUUCAGGUGAUGAGGUCUUUUCUGUAGAGAUGAGGGAAGGAAGGAGGGCCGCCAGGAAUUAGAGGCUGAAGGAGUUUUCUGUUGUGCUAGAGAACAGUGCCAGGGUUGUUGUGCAGCAGGUGGACAAGUUUGAUACCAAGUGGGGUAAGAGAAGCAUCAAAGAGCGUACAUUUGGCAGGGAGGGAAGAGGUAUCUUUCUAUAGGCAGUUAAGAUACAUUUGGUAGCAAAUUGCUAGCCCCACUUCUGCAAAGGGGGAGCAUUUCAAAACGUAUGCUGUCAUGGUCCCAUUGGAUUGGGUACAGAGCACAAGAGAAAGUGAAUUCAUAGGCUUCAAAGCUUGUCUUAGAACAGUAAUUUAUGUACUCUGUGACUUUAGGCACAGUAAGCCCUCAGUAGACGUUUGUGGUUGAAAUGCUGCAUGGAUCCAAAGCAGGAAUUUUAAAGUCCACAUACAAUCCCUUUCUCCCUCUGGUAUUUGAAGUAUGCUAUGUACUUCAUGGCCUUGCAUAGAAUAAACCUUUGGGAUUUUUGCUCUUUCAACCUGCUUGCUUGCUCUUACUACACCUGCUCUGCAGCUUUCUGCAAACCUCCAGUCACUCCUGUGCAGCCUUUUCCCCAGCCUGCCACCUUCCAUCCCCCUUGAGCCGAGGCAUCAUCUCAAGGGGAGAUAGUUUUCUAAGGGGAGGUUAGUUUUCUUUUUCAUUCUGUUAGGUUGAUUAAGAGUUCUAUUUUUAUAGAUAAAAGCAAUAUUGCUUGGAUCAUGGGCUAAAUGCUCUGUGGGCUAAAGGCUAGUUUAGUGAGCCUUCUUAGUUCAACUACUCCAUCAAGAAUCAGAUGGUUGUGGCUACCUUCAUUGCAGGCAGGGUGCCCAGAGGGAAUUAAGUCCUCCAGAUGACCUAAAGUUAAGUGGAAAAUGUCACUAUGACCUUUUUUCAACGUUUUAAAAUUGGCUUUCUUUUUGUUUGUUUUUUAAAACACUUUUAUUUAUUUUUUUAAUGAGGCAAUAGUCAAAUAGAGCAAAAUUUUCAAAGUUCAAAAGGUGGAAACUCCUCUUCCCACUUCUCUCCCCCAGCUUAGUUCCAUCCUCAGAGGCAACCAAUGUACCCAUGUCUAUGUAACCUCCACACAUAUUUUAUGUACAUACAAGCAGAUAGGCACACACAAACAUACACACAUAUUCCCCUCUCAUUUUUCUUUUACACAAAAUACCAGCAAAAUAUACACAUUUUCUGCACCUUGCUUUUUUAUCACUUAAUAUAUCUUGGAGACCAUUCCAUACCAGUUAGAAAUUUAUUUCAUCAUGUAUUACACACACACACAAAGCAGCCCACAUUAUGAUCAUUUCUCUUGCCUCAAUACUUAACAGUUGAUUUUUAUUUGUGUUUUCCCCUUGCUGGUGAAUGACUUCUACCACAGGAUGGUCCAGUCACAUUCUUGGAAUUGCCUUCCAGAUAAAACAUCUGAAUAAGCAUUAGUGCGUUUGCCUGGAGGAUAAGUUAACAACUAUAUGUGAUUGGGGAUCUGUAAGCACAUCGAUGUCAACUACUGUUACUUUAAACCACAUCCUGAACAAGGUCCCUUAAGGUCAUAGUGUGGGGACUCCAAGAAUUGAUUGGUCUGUUUUCUCUUUUUCCAGAAAGUAGAAUGAACCGAAGCAUUCCCGUGGAAGUUGAUGAAUCAGAACCAUACCCAAGUCAGUUGCUGAAACCAAUCCCAGAAUAUUCCCUGGAAGAGGAAUCAGAACCACCUGCUCCAGAUAUAAAGAACAUGGCACCUAACAGUUUGUCUGCAUCCUUAGGAGACUUUUCUCGGGCUCACCCACCCCUGAAACUUGCAAAUCACCAGCGGCCUGUGUCCCAGCAGGUCACCUGUCUGCGCACUAAAGUCCUGGAGGAAAGUGAAGACAGCUUCUGCAGGAGACACCCAGACCCAGGCAAAGAUUUUCCCUCGGGCUCCUCUGCAGCCAGCAAGUCUGAAUCUGAGUCUGUGGUUGGAGCCCUCCCCACAGAGCAUCAGUUUUCGUUUACGGAAAAACGUAAUCAAUGGCUGGGAUCUCAGCUUUCAGCAGCUUCUCCUGACACUGGCCAUGACUCAGACAAAUCAGACCAAAGUUUACCUAAUGCCUCAGCAGACUUCUCGGGCAGUAGCCAAGAGACGGUGCAACGGCCCCAGCCCCACAGGAACCGCACAGCCCCAGAUCUGCCUACAAUAGACACAGGGUAUGACUCCCAGCCCCAGGAUGUCCUGGGCAUUAGGCAGCUGGAAAGGCCCCUGCCCCUCACCUCUGUGUGUUACCCCCAGGACCUACCCAGACCUCUCAGGUCCACGGAGUUCCAACAGUUUGAACGGCAGAGGUAUCCAGUGUAUGCACAGAUGCUGCCUCCCAGUCCUUCCCCACAUGCUCCACGGAACUAUCUUAACCAUUGUCCUGGAGGUCCCAAUCAUCAGGUGCCAUAUGGCCAUGACUACCCUCGAGCAGCCUACCAGCAAGUGAUCCAGCCAGCUCUACCUGGACAGCCCCUACCUGGAGCCAGUGCGAGAGGCCUCUACCCUGUGCAGAAGGUCAUUCUGAAUUAUCCCAGUCCCUGGGACCAAGAAGAGAGGCCUGCACAAAGAGACUCCUCCUUUCCAGGACUCCCAAGGGACCAGAUGUAUCACCAGCCACCUAAUAGAGCUGGAGCUCCUGAGGAGUCCUUGGAGUGUCCUUCAGAGUUGAGACCACAGGGUCACCAGGCUCCAUCCCCAGCUGCUGUGCCUAGACCCCCUAGUAACCCUCCAGCCAGAGGAACUCUGAAAACAAGCAAUUUGCCAGAAGAAUUGCGGAAAGUCUUUAUCACUUAUUCUAUGGACACAGCCAUGGAGGUGGUGAAAUUCGUCAACUUUUUGUUGGUAAAUGGCUUCCAAACUGCAAUUGACAUAUUUGAGGAUAGAAUCCGAGGAAUUGAUAUCAUUAAAUGGAUGGAGCGCUACCUUAGGGAUAAGACAGUGAUGAUAAUCGUAGCAAUCAGCCCCAAAUACAAACAGGAUGUGGACGGUGCUGAGUCGCAGCUGGAUGAGGACGAGCAUGGCUUACAUACUAAGUACAUUCAUCGAAUGAUGCAGAUUGAGUUCAUAAAACAAGGAAGCAUGAAUUUCAGAUUCAUUCCUGUGCUCUUCCCAAAUGCUAAGAAGGAGCAUGUGCCCACCUGGCUUCAGAACACUCACAUCUACAGCUGGCCCAAGAAUAAAAAAAAUAUCCUGCUGCGGCUGCUCAGAGAGGAAGAGUAUGUGGCUCCUCCCCGGGGGCCUCUGCCCACCCUUCAGGUGGUACCCUUGUGACACCCCCCAUCCCCAAUCACUGGAGGCAUGCCAUGUUUGGAGCCCUGUUCUCACAAGCAUUCUUCUAGCUAAGGCUAGUCAAUAGCAUUCAUGGCAGUUUGUCCUUCCCUGAGAGGCCCUUCAGUCCCAUAAAACCUGCUUUGCAGAGGACUCUUCCUCCUGGGACCUCUCCAGACCCUG